AUGGGAUUCUGCAUAAUUAGAGGAGUUGGAGAGUUGUUGGUGAUUGUUUGGUUGUUUUACUGUGUUCAGUGUACAACGACAAGAUACUUUACCUACGAAGAGGAUGCGCCUGGGACAGAGAUUGGAAAUCUCUCUUGGGAUUUAAAGAUUGACCCAUCGGAAGACCCUGAGACAUCAUUCCGUUUUAUGCAAGAGUCAAACUCCUCUUUAAUUCAAAUGCGUGAGAUUGAUGGACUUCUAACCGUCGGGGAAACAAUUGACAGAGAGCAACUCUGUCCGCGCUCCCCCAGAUGCUUUGUCGCGUUUAAUAUUGUAGCUUUGUCAAAAGAAAAGUUUCAACUGAUUCACGUCGAGAUUGAGGUGAAGGACAUUAACGAUAACCCUCCUCAAUUUCUCCACAACGAGACAAAACUGGAGAUAUCCGAGAACGUUUCCUUGGAAUCCAGAUUUCCUUUGCCAAUAGCAGUUGACCAUGAUGUGGGAGGUAACUACAUCCAGAGUUAUCAUAUCUCUCCCUCGAGCAAUUUUGUCGUUGAUGUGCGCACGAGGGAAGAUGGAGUAAAGUAUGCAGAACUUGUGUUGGUGAAAAAACUGGACAGAGAAGUUGAGGAUUCAUAUACCAUCGAAGUGACAGCCACCGAUGGAGGGGAGCCACCCAGGUCUGGAUCAAUUACGGUGUACAUCACUGUACUGGACUUUAAUGACAAUAGCCCAACUUUUGAACAUAAUUCACUCACAGUUGAACUUUACGAAGACUCGCCUAUAGGUCAUCGCGUUCUGAAAGUGCACGCUUUUGACCCAGAUGCUAGCAUUAAUGGCGAGGUGAGAUAUGGCUUUGUCGAGGAUCCGACCUCUGACGUAUCGCGUGUUUUUAAUAUUGACCCCUAUUCUGGUGAUGUGACUUUGAGAGCCUUAGUUGAUUAUGAGAUCAAGAGAUCAUACGAGUUGAACAUCAAGGCCUCAGAUUUAGGCAUGCACUCUGUCCCUUCCACCUGCAAAGUUGUUGUGGACAUUGUUGACGUAAACGACAACCCACCAGAAAUUAAAAUCAAGCCAAUGACUUCUACAAGUGACGGGGUUGCUUUCAUUACGGAGUCCGCCGCGGAGGAGAGCUUUGUGGCCCUGAUCAGCACGUCAGACAGAGACUCAAGUUCAAACGGCUACGUCCGAACAAGCCUUCAUGGACACCAGCACUUCAAACUGCAGCAGGCUUAUGGAGACACAUUCAUGAUAGUAACUACUACUACUUUAGAUCGUGAAAGAAUCCCUGAGUAUAACCUUACUGUUGUGGCUGAAGACCUUGGAACCCCACCAUUCAAAACCAUCAAGCAGUAUACCAUCCGAGUUACUGACGAAAAUGACAAUGCUCCUCUGUUUAGCAAAUCAUUAUUUGAAGUUUCAGUCCUGGAAAACAAUAUCCCAGGGUCGUACGUAACCACAGUUGUUGCACGGGAUCUAGAUACUGGAAAAAAUGCUAAAGUCUCAUACAAACUCAUGGAUUCAGAGGUGACUGGAGGCGCAUCAAUUUUAACUUAUGCCUCUAUAGACCCAGCCACAGGGUCAUUGUAUAGUCUGAGAUCAUUUGAUUUUGAGACCCUUAAGCAGAUUGAAUUCACCAUCCAAGCAGAAGACCAAGGCUCACCUCAGCGAUCAAGCACAUCUACAGUCCGGAUCAAAGUUGUUGAUCAGAAUGACAACUAUCCCCGUUUCACUUUCCCUGUUUUGUUCAAUGACUCUGCUGAUGUUGCUCUGCCUUACAACGCACCCCUGGGAUAUCUAGCUCUAAGGGUCAAGGGUGAAGAUGAGGAUGAAGGUGUCAAUGCUGAACUCUCCUACCAUAUUGUACAGGGUAAUUCGAACGUCUUUGCCGUGAACAAAGACACUGGGGAGAUUGCUUUGAAACAGGGCCUGACUUCACAAAUUGGAGACGUGCUGGAAAUAAAGAUUACUGUGAGCGACAAUGGGAUGACCCCCCUUUCAACCACUGCCACUAUUAGGUUUGCUGUCACAGACUCACAGCCUUCUGAAGACCAGCUUGUCGUCAUGUUACCGUCGAGUGAUGAGGAGCGGUCCAGUUUGGAUGCUUCUCUCCUGGUUAUCGUUAUGCUCGGUGGGGGGUGUGCCCUGCUGCUGAUUGCCAUUUUGAUAGUUGUUGUCACGUGCAAGCUGAACCGAAAAAGAAGAAACCAGGGCUCCAAGAAGGAAGUGACUCGACGUCUGUUCGACUGUAGGCCUCUUCACGUGCAGAGACCGACUGAACCUAACAUGUAUGGUGGCCAGAGAGGUUGCUUCAGCAACAAGGCAAGCUCAUCGCUGGAGGAUUCUUGUCUCUAUGAAGAAAGGAGUGUAGACUCCGAGACAAAGAUAUUCCUGCCCCCUAAGCCGUUUCAACCAACUUCUGUGUGGCAAGGUGACAAAUACUGCCUGCAGCUAAGUGGCACUGGGAACACAGACCAGCUGAGCGUGAAGGACAGUGGCAAAGGGGACAGUGAUUUCAAUGACAGUGACUCUGACAUCAGCGGGGAUGGAGGAAAGAGGAACCUCAGUACAUUUCAGCCCUGGGCCAAGGGUUCACCCAAUGCUGCUAACACUCUGGCUGUGGAUUGGCAAGGCACUUACUGUGUAAUACCAACCCAGAGCUUUCAGGACUCAGGAGACAAUGCAUACACAAUAGGCUUUUCACAAGCACCAGUCUACAACAAUCCCAUUGGCUAUUCCCUCUCCUGGAAAGACUCUGGCUACAACACCAACUUUCCCAAACCAAGAAGCAGCUUGCAGACAUUCUCCAAGACAGGCACUCUCCCCUCCUACUUCUCCCAUCAGCAGAGCAAGUCAGCAGUUGGUGGAAGGCACAAGCACAAACCGGAAAUUGUUACUGUGGCAACAGAGUCUGAAGUUGCAACAAUUUUUUGACCGCCAUUCAACAUAACAAUGUAGGCAACUGUAGUAUUCACUUUAUUGUAUACUGAUUGAUGUGUUACAUGUAUAUACUUGAACACAUGCAUGUCACAUUCAUCAGUACAGUACUUGUAUAU
Messenger RNA from Hypomesus transpacificus, 3035 nucleotides. RefSeq names its product protocadherin 8 (gene pcdh8.1). Gene Ontology annotation, cellular component: plasma membrane. Gene Ontology annotation, molecular function: calcium ion binding. The record is from RefSeq and is a predicted model, not a curated record. NCBI's taxonomy places the organism in Eukaryota, Metazoa, Chordata, Actinopteri, Osmeriformes, Osmeridae. Gene Ontology annotation, biological process: homophilic cell-cell adhesion. Bases 1 to 2913 code for a protein of 970 amino acids. The transcript has 4 exons.